CCUGAUCUCGGGGCCCAAAUAAAUAAAUACGUCGCUCGGUCCCUUGCGAGCCCGUUCGUUCUCUAGUCGGAACAAAAAAUCAUGGGAAGCGAACGGAGCCUCAAGGAGAAGAAGAGAAGCAGAGGUCGGAGCCAAGAUGAUUCGUCGUCUUCCGAUUACGAAGGGAGAGUAGUUAAAAGGCAUCGAGGAACAGAGAAAGAUGAUGAAAGGGCAAGCAGGAGAAGCGAGAAAAAAAAGAAGAAGGAGAAGGAAAAGAAAUCUCACAAAUCGAGUUCAUCAAAGUCUAAGGAUGAUAAGCAUAAAAAGAAACACGCCGAAGGUGACCACAAGCUAAAAGAGGGCAUUCCAGAGCUAUCAAUGGAGGACUACUUCUCGAAGAAUAACGAGUUUGCUACAUGGCUGAAAGAAGAAAAGCGUACGUACUUUAAUGAUCUCACAACCGAAGCUGCACGAGAAUUGUUCUCACGUUUUGUCAAGAGAUGGAACAGAGGGAAACUUGAGUCUCGAUACUAUGAGGGAAUCUCCACUGCCCCACGAACAGCUCACAACUGGAUGAUCAAGCGUAGGUGAAAAAGCAAUACCUUCCUCUUUGGUUACCUCUCUUCUUCCUUCUUAUGUAUAUGCAGCUUGAUGGUACCAGAGAUACCUCUUUCUAGUUGCUCUACUUAGACCUCUUGUUGCAGUACUUCUUAGAUUGCUGUUGAGAGACUUGUUUGUAGUCAAAGCCAGUUUUCAGACGAAGAAAAGACAUAAAAUUCCGUUUACAAAAAGUUGCUGAAGAACUAUCUUAUGUAAAACUAAAACGGUUUAGGUUUACCGCUUUUAGUUGUUCUCUUAUUUCUGUUAUUGCACUUUUCGAGAUUUUGAUUUAA
Camelina sativa (false flax) is the source of this 872-nucleotide messenger RNA. RefSeq names its product style cell-cycle inhibitor 1. NCBI's taxonomy places the organism in Eukaryota, Viridiplantae, Streptophyta, Magnoliopsida, Brassicales, Brassicaceae. The record is from RefSeq and is a predicted model, not a curated record.